Messenger RNA from Eruca vesicaria subsp. sativa (arugula), 1497 nucleotides. The record is from the annotation of a GenBank genome assembly. Lineage: Eukaryota; Viridiplantae; Streptophyta; Magnoliopsida; Brassicales; Brassicaceae.
AAAAGAGUCGGAUCUCUGUUUCACUUUUCGGGUGACCCGAUAACCCGAAUUCUCGUUUCGGCCGUUCUUAUUUUGAAAAUUUCUUCUCUUGGGGAAGAGAAUCAUCUAUUGCACAUUUUAGCCGCGAGUUGUAUUGUUACGAAGCAGACAUUUCAGGCUUUGACACAGAACACACCCCACUCGUGCCGGCUAUCAAAAUAGACUAAACCUUAAAGAGGAAAUAAAAGCAGCAGCGCUCUAAUCAAUUUCUCAGAUAUCGAAACAAAGGGCUGAAAAGGCAAGAGAACACAAAAAGAGGCAAAGAUGUUCACUUGCAUAGCUUGUACGAAAGCCGACGGGGGUGAGGAAGUCGGAGCGCGUGGAGGCACCACUCCCAAUACUAAAGAAGCCGUCAAAAGCCUAACUACACAGAUUAAAGAAAUGGCUAUCAAGUUUUCUGGUGCUUAUAAACAAUGCAAGCCAUGCACUGGUUCCACUACCAGCCCCAUGAAGAAAGGACAUAGACCGUUCCCAGACUAUGACACUGCUUCCGAAGGUGUUCCGUACCCUUACAUGGGUGGAAGCGCCGGUUCAACUCCUGCUUGGGACUUCACAAAUUCCUCUCACCAUCCAACAGGACGGUCAGAAACAAAGUUCACCUCAAUCUAUGGAAACGAUCGGGAAUCUAUCUCUGCUCAGUCUUGUGAUGUGGUACUAGAUGAGGAAGGGCCUAAAGAGUGGAUGGCUCAAGUAGAACCAGGUGUCCAUAUCACAUUCGCUUCGCUUCCUAGUGGAGGAAAUGAUCUUAAACGGAUCCGCUUUAGUCGGGAGAUGUUCGACAAGUGGCAAGCUCAACGGUGGUGGGGUGAGAACUAUGACAAAAUCGUUGAGCUUUACAAUGUACAGAGAUUUAACCGCCAAGCUCUUCAAACGCCUAUAAGAUCGGAAGACCAGUCACAGAGAGAUUCAACUUACUCGAAGAUGGAAUCAGCAAGAGAGAGCAAAGACUGGACACCAAGAAACAACUUCAGACCUCCAGGAGUUAAUGUCCCACAUCAUUUCUAUGGUGGUUCUAGCAACUAUGGUCAUUACGGAGGACCUCCAGUGGAUACAGCACGAACCACGACUUCUUCAAGAGAUGAGCCACCGUCCAUGAGCAAUGCUAGUGAAAUGCAGGCUGAGUGGAUCGAAGAAGAUGAGCCAGGUGUUUACAUUACCAUCAGACAAUUAACAGAUGGGACUAGAGAGCUACGUCGUGUCAGAUUCAGCCGGGAACGAUUUGGGGAAGUGCAUGCAAAGACGUGGUGGGAGCAGAACAGAGAGAGAAUACAAACCCAAUACCUCUAGAAACAGGGAAAUAUGAGUCUCUUCAAAAUCUUUACUAAUUAAUUAAUUAAUCUCCUCUACACAACAUUACAUCUAUAUACAUUGUGCUUAUCUUAUUUUCUUCUUAGCUUAAAAUCUAUACAUAAAUCAAUCAUCAUCGAUAAUGACACCAUCAUCAACAGUUAAAACCUA